Molecule: messenger RNA, 1132 nt
Organism: Aaosphaeria arxii CBS 175.79
Lineage: Eukaryota; Fungi; Ascomycota; Dothideomycetes; Pleosporales
Product: H-hydrate dehydratase
Exons: 3
Coding region: 49-1020 (323 amino acids)
Biological process (GO): metabolite repair
Molecular function (GO): ATP-dependent NAD(P)H-hydrate dehydratase activity
Source: RefSeq, a predicted model, not a curated record
AGCGGUUUUCCGUUCUAUAUUGCCACAAAAUAAGUAAAAGAGAUCAACAUGGCUUCCGCGUCGAGAAAAGAGCUCUUGGGCAAAGUAUACAAAAUCAUACCACCUAUGCUCGAGAGCUUCCACAAAGGUCAAUUGGGCCGCGUCGCUGUCAUCGGCGGCAGCGAAGACUACACAGGUGCACCAUACUUCUCCGCAAUGGCAUCUGCGAAGCUCGGAUGCGACAUGUCCCACGUGAUAUGUGAGCCUGGAGCCGGUGCGGUCAUCAAGACCUACUCUCCAAACCUCAUGGUGCACCCCUACAUGCGACAAUCGAAGAACCUCGCGCAGAACGAGUCCGUCGAAUCCGUGGCUUCGGAGGUCGUCGGCAUGCUCUCCCGGCUGCAUGUCAUUGUCAUCGGCCCUGGUCUCGGCCGCGACAAGCUCAUGCAAGACACCUGCGCGCAGGUGAUUCAAGAGGCUAGGAAGCAGGGGAUUCCGUUCGUCCUGGAUGCCGACGGAUUGUUCCUGGCGCAGACUCGACCGGAGCUCGUCGAUGGGUGCACGGAGUGUAUCUUGACGCCCAAUGUUGUGGAGUUUGGACGAUUGGCAAAGGCUAAGGGUGUUGAUAUCAACGAGGGCGAUCCUACUGAAUUGUGCUCUAAGCUUGCGAAGGCGUUCGGCGGUGUGACUAUUGUUCAGAAGGGCGCGAAGGACUACAUUUCAAACGGAAAGCACACUCUUGUCUCUGACGGAGAAGGUGGACUCAAGAGGAGUGGCGGACAAGGUGACACGCUGACGGGAAGUUUGGCCACAUUGCUAGCUUAUAGAAAGGCAUAUCAUGACAAGAUAUGGGAUCAUGAAGGUGAAAUGGACAGGAGCGAGACGUUGGCACUUGCUGCCUAUGGCGGCAGUGCGGUCACGAGAGAGUGCUCGAGAUUGGCUUUCAAGGAGAAGGGAAGGUCGUUGCAGGCUGCCGACUUGACUGAGCAUGUGCAUCAAGCUUUCUUGAACACUAUCGGGGAGCCAGGUAGCAAGUUGUAGGUUGUGUGCCGGAUUGAUACAUCGAAACUUUGAGUAUAUGAAUCACGAAACCAUAUAUGGAUGUUAUGAUCUUCUAGAAUAAUUCCUAUUGAUAACUGGUUCUGUGUGAGAA